CCGCCCGGCGGCACGCGGCGGCCGACGCGGCGGCCGGCGCGGCCGCGGCGUGGCCGCCGCGGCCGUCCGAGCUGGACGAGCGGAGGAGCCCCAGGCGCUCAAGAACGACCGGCUGGAUGGAGCUGGACCACAUCCUCGGGAACUUCGUCGAGCGGCACGUGGCCGCCCUCACCGAGCCGCAGGCGGAGCUCCUGGAGCACGUCCUCGGCCACGGCAACGACGCCCUGCUGCGCUGGCUCGACGGCCGGGCCGCCGUCCCAGAGGACCUGCGGCGCAACGAGGUCAUGGUGAUGCUGCUGCGCUACGUGAAUCGCGACCACCCCGCGCUGGAGCCCGCCUGAGGGCACGGGCGCCGGCACACGCGCGGGGGAGGCGAGCCGGACGGACCUCGGCGCCCGCUGCCCUCUCGUGGGCCCCUUCUGCGGCCGCGGAGAGGGUGUCGCAGCUCGAGAUGGAAGCCAG
Prorocentrum cordatum is the source of this 462-nucleotide messenger RNA. The record is from the annotation of a GenBank genome assembly. Lineage: Eukaryota; Dinophyceae; Prorocentrales; Prorocentraceae.